Molecule: messenger RNA, 3788 nt
Organism: Clunio marinus
Lineage: Eukaryota; Metazoa; Arthropoda; Insecta; Diptera; Chironomidae
Source: the annotation of a GenBank genome assembly
CAGUCAGUACGCGGGUUGCAUGAAGGGACGGACACGACCGAACAAAAACUGUUUAAAAAAAUAGGCAAUUGUUGAAACUAAGCAAACAUUUACAAGUGAAGUGAAAAACGCAUAGUAAUUGAUGUAAACUUUUCGUGAAAAACAGUUGUGAUAGAAGAAAUCCUAAUUGAUAACCACUUAAAGCUUAAAAACGUAUAAACAAAUUCAAAUUUGUGUCAAAAAUUCCGAUAAAAACUAGUCCGGGCCGAGGUGUAAAAUUUAGGGCCGCACAAAUGUUGAAGUGGAAAAAAAUACAAAACUCGACAGGCCCUCAGCCUCGUCCAAGACAUGGCCAUAGGGCCGUGGCCAUUCGUGAACUAAUGGUUGUUUUUGGAGGAGGAAAUGAAGGAAUCGUAGAUGAAUUACACGUAUAUAACACAUUUACAAAUCAAUGGUAUGUACCGGCAACUAAAGGAGAUGUUCCACCUGGGUGCGCAGCAUACGGAUUUGUAGUAGAUGGAACAAGAAUUCUGAUAUUUGGUGGUAUGGUCGAAUAUGGAAAAUACUCAAAUGAACUUUACGAACUACAAGCAACUAAAUGGGAGUGGAAAAAAUUGCGACCUCAACCACCACUUUCCGGUGAUGCUCCAUGCCCUCGUUUAGGACACAGCUUCACUCUCGUGGGCGAUAAAGUCUUCCUUUUUGCAGGCCUUGCAAAUGAAUCUGACGAUCCAAAACAUAAUAUCCCAAAAUAUCUCAAUGAUUUGUAUAUACUCAACAUAAAAAACGGACAGUACAGUUGGGAAAUUCCUAUCACAUAUGGAGAAUGCCCUCCACCAAGAGAAUCGCACACAGCAGUUGCAUGGCAUGACAAAGCCGUUGGACGGCAUUAUUUAGUAAUCUAUGGAGGAAUGAGUGGAUGUCGAUUGGGAGAUUUAUGGAUUCUUGACAUCGAAACAUUGUCAUGGAGUCGUCCGAAAACAACUGGUGCUUCUCCCUUACCAAGAAGUUUACACAGUGCAACACUCAUUGGCGAUAAAAUGUACAUUUUCGGUGGUUGGGUGCCAUUAAUUGUCGACAACUUCACAUGCGAAAAAGAAUGGCAAUGCACCAACACUCUCGCUGUUCUCGAUCUGAAGACAAUGAUUUGGGAACAAAUUAACAUAAACAAUAAUGCAGUGACACCAGAACCAGCAUCUGGAGUUGAAUCGGAAGAUAUUCCGAGGGCAAGGGCAGGUCAUUGUGCAGUUGGAAUCCAUGGUCGACUAUAUGUUUGGAGCGGACGUGAUGGCUACAGGAAAGCUUGGAACAACCAGGUCCGGGUUUGCUGUAAAGAUUUAUGGUAUCUGGAAGUUGGACCGCCACCUCAAGCACAAAGAGUUCAACUUGUUCGAGCUAGUACGAGUGCGUUGGAGCUUAGUUGGACUUCGAUACCAAAUGCUCAAUAUUAUUUAUUGGAAGUUCAGAAAUUACCAGCAAAUGCAAGCAGUGGAAGUGAAAAAGCUGCUCUACCAACGACAGCAGCAUUGAAAGAAGAACAAGAAGAGAAAGCUGUUUCACCACAAAAAGCGACAACAAGUACAGCAUCAACUCCAACAAAAUUCAUUUAUCAGUCAGUUCAAGGAGCAACAGCUGCAGCUUCUGACAAAAAGCCGAUGAUUAUAGUUCAACAACCACAAAAAAAACCGUUCCAAAUUGCAACAUCAACACCAACAAUUCGAGGACAAUCUGUUUUCAAAGUUAUGCCAUCAAGUGUCGUAGGUAAUCAAGCAAUAAAAGUUGUUCAAAAGCCGAUUGUUUCAGCAGCUGGUGCUGUCCAUGUUCAACGUCCAACAUUUACUGGAAAUGUUAUUAAAUUAAUGCCAGGAACAAUACUAAGUGGCAAUAAGAUCAUUAUGAAGCCCAACACUACACAAUCUCAACAAAUCAUUAUGGGAAGUGGAGGUAUGAGAGCGAAUGUUGCUCAAACAAUUCGCCCAGUAGUUGCAUCUUCAAGUGGUGGUCAACAAAUAAAGAUCAACACUGUUUCGACUCCCCAACGUAUUGUCAUGCCAGCUGGAAAUGUUUUACAACAAAAACCAAUAACAAUUGGUGGGCGAACUGUGACACUUCAAAUUGCUGGACAGAAGAAAGUAACACUUCUGGGAAAUAGUGGAACUGUUCGACCAACAGGUCAACAGAAGAUUAUUAUGAUGCCUUCGGGAACAAUUGUACAAGCAACUUCAACAACUAGCAUUACAUCAGCAGCAACAGCCGCUACAGCAGCGACAGCAAAUUCAACCUCAUCACAACCUCGAAUAGACCAACUUGAUGGAGCGGUUGAUGAUCUUGAUGGAGAAAUGGAUCAGGAAGAUGAUGAUGAUAUUGAAAGUCAAAUAAGUACUGUGAAAAUUGAGAAGCAGACAAGUGACGAAGGUAAUGAGGGUGUUAAAAUAACCACAAGUGGAAGUAAUGAUAAACUCGAAGAGAAUGAAGCGGCGGCAAUUUUAAGCACCAUCAGCGAGCAGAGUCAUUUAUCAUCACAUUCUGUCAACACUGUGAUUCCUCUGCAUGAUGAGAAAGCUCUUCGAAAUUCACUUAAUGAAAAUUUACUUGCAUCACCAAUCAUAACAAAUUCAAUGAACGAUUUCAACGGCGAUUCUUAUGGUCGUCAAUCGCUUGAUGCUUUAGCAGCUGCCGCAUUACAAGCAUCAUCAAAUAACAUCAACAGCAAUAACAAAGUUGCCAAUCUUGUGUCAUCAUUGGGAGAUUCGUCUAAUGGCGGAAAAACGAAAGAUCCCGUUGAUGAUGCUGAUAAAUGGAUGGUCGUAGGAAUCUUUAAGACUUUAACACAAAACGUCACAAACUACAUAGAUUAUCAAUGGGAGACAUGUGUAGAUAAAUUGACGAGUGAAACUAUUCCUGAUCUCAGUUUGUUUGAGAAAAUUCCUCUUGAACAGGGACGUGCUUAUCGUUUCAGAAUAGCAGGAGUUAAUGCUUGUGGAGUUGGAAAGUUCAGUGAGCCGUCAUCGUUCAAGACUUGCCUACCUGGAUUCCCAGGGGCUCCAUCUGGAAUAAAAAUCUCAAAGUCAAAUCCUUCAACAAGCAAAACAGCGGCAGCAGCAUCAAGUGGAACUGCAAUCAAGCGAACUUCAAUGAUGCAACAAUCACAACAAUCACAAUUGAAGCGCUUCCGCCCUUCGUAACUUUGUUUUGUAUAAUUUAAAAGAAAUAUUUUAGUUUGAAUCAUCACGAACUACACAAAAUUAAAUAAUUAUAAAUUAAUUUAAUUAAUUAAUAAGUAAGAAGAAAAGAAAAAGCAAAUAUCUAUGACUAUACUUAGUACAUACUUAUUAUAUUUAGCCGAGAAGAGAAUAAGAAAUGAAUUUUUAUUGUUUGACUAAAUAUUUUCGAAAACAAAUUGUUAAUUGAAUUUCUUUUUCUUCUGAAGUUUCCGCGAUUAAUUUAGAUGUUAAUUAGAAGUAAGUUUUAAUAAGAAACCUUCGUAUUUUAUUACACUUUUACCAAUCACAAACAUGAACAUUAAUUUAAUUGAUUGUUCAAGAGAAAAAGAUAUCACAAAGCUCACUCAUUGUUUCUUCAUUCUAAAUAAGAUGAUGAUCUAAAACUAUUUGCAAAAAUGUAAAAACAAAAAAGAUGGAAGCAAAAGCAUAUUUUUCGAUAACUACCUAAAAUGAGAUUUUUGUUUCAAUUUUACCGACCCAGACACCGACUAAUAUUUCAUAAGCGCUCGCUUUAAGAACAAAUAAAGUUUUAACUAAGAAGUUGUUACAAAAUAUAAAAUGAUUUCUUGUAAAUAAACAACAAAG